AUGGUACCCUCAUGCAAACUUCCAGAGGAGAGUGAUGCCUCCAUGCGAGCCAGGCUGUUCACAAGUUUAAGCCAAAGCUUCCCACAUAGCCAGCUGUACAAGGCUCUUCAUGGAGGGGAAGACAUCAUCCUGAAUGCCGGCGACAACUCCGAGGACGACGAUGAUAGCUUGUAUGGUGAUCACUUAUCAAACAGCUGCUUUGCUUCUUUACGCAUGGAUCGCCGGGACAGUGAUGAUUUUGACGAUGACCUCAGGUCUUUAGAGUGGCUUCAGAAUGAAGAUCUGCUCAAAAACAUUGGUGGGGAGAAGUUGGACAAAGAGGAUGACAGCGAAGAACAGAAGGAGAACGAGGACAUAAAGCCGGAUAUUCAUCUGUUGCAAGGUGCUUCAGGACAACAGCCUGCCAAUCUGUCAUACCUCCCGCAGAAGCACAUCAACAGCAAACCGCCAUACUCAUUCUCGUGUCUCAUUUUUAUGGCAGUUGAAGCAUCACCAGAGAAGCGGUUGCCAGUGAAGGACAUCUACAACUGGAUCUUAACACAGUUUCCUUACUUCCAGAACGCCCCGACAGGGUGGAAAAACUCAGUGCGGCACAACCUCAGCUUGAACAAAUGCUUUAAGAAAGUGGAGAAAGACAAAGGACAGAGUAUUGGGAAGGGAUCAUUAUGGUGCAUAGAUCCAGCAUACCGCCCCAAUUUGCUUCAGGCCCUGAGGAAAACCCCUUACCACCCGUACCACCAGCUGCAAAUGACUUCCACUCAACCACAAAACUACAUUCAGUGCCAGACUCUUCCAGGAUGUGGUCGCACAGUUCUUCCACUAACUCAGAGACCAGUGCCAAAUACUGUUUCACCCCAUUUAUUUCCAUUUUUGAGCCGUAGGCUUGCUCAGACCUCAUUUGAUGUUGAUAGUGAGAUGAAAGAUGUUGCACAGACCCUUGUUGCUCUGAAGAGCUCCUACAAGAAAGAAUUGUCCGACAGUUCCUCAGGCGAAGACACAGGACCAACAUGGAGACAUCACAGGAAAUUUGUGAGGCGGCCAUCGAGCCCAGUUGUAAUCACAGACCAUCCUUAUGAUGACCAUGCAUACAGCUCUACAAGAGUGUUGGACGAUGAUGCACCUUCACCGUCUUCCUCUUCUUCGAUAGAUGAGGAAUAUGAUUUUGGAGAUGCAGAUGAAGAAUGUGAUUCUGAGUACCAGUCUGACAUGGACUGGGACAGCGAUGACGACAAAGAUGACGUUGAUGGUGACCUGCCCAACAACAAGAAGCUAAGAAUAGAUAUGCAAGCAGAACGUGAAGAGGCAGCCGCUAUAGAAGAAAAUGAGGAAGAUGAACAGAAGAAACUCCACGAAGGUGCCAGCGCUUUGCUGAAUCUGGCUGGCCUACUCUUGAACCAUCACAGCAAUAAUGCCAGUUCAGAUGCUGUUGUAGAUUCACACAUAAAAGACAUUCGUGACGAGCAACGACACAUAGAGCAGAAAAAGAAAAUUAGCAAAAAAGCAAAGAAUGUUAAGAAAUCUCCUGCUUAUCAGAAAGAAGAAAAAAUGGAACAGAGAAAAAGAAGUGUGAGUAAAAGAAAAAAUGCAGGAAGUAAUGGGAAGUAUGAUUCUGGGGAGUACUCAUUGGAAAAACCAGGCAAAUCAACAGCAAAAGGGAGAUUCUCAAGCUCUGGGUUACAGAACACUGUGAAAUCCGAGUCACCUAUGUCGACUGUUGCAGAAUCUGAAAAGGUGUCCAGCUCUUCGUCUAAAAGCAAGCCUGUGCAAAGCAGUACAAGUAAGCAGACUGUUGGAAGACGAAAAUUAAAAUUAUCAAAGGCGUUUAGUUCAUCAACGAAACUGAUUUCUUCUGUGACUGCUAAAAACACUACAGAUAGCAAGACAUUUAAAAAUCACACACUCAGUUCUAAGAGCAAAAAGAAUCUUCCUAAAAAGGGCACACCUAAAAGCAUACAGCUGAAAAAAGUCAAAGCAGGUGCUGAAAAUUGUAGCAAGAUCACCACAAGUGAGUCCUCAGCACAUGCUAAAGCAGAAAGCAGUCAAGUGACAUCAAGCUCUGAUAGUACGAACAAUAAUGACAGCAUUAAAAAAGAAGUUGUGGAUGAGGAAGAGGACAUCUUGGUAUGGUCAGAUCAGAAACAGCCAGACAGUGGCGAUCAUGCAGUUGAUGAAAAGAAAAACCAUGGCAUUAAAUCUGGCCAUAAAGGCCCCUCAUUAGCAGUAUUCUCUCAUAUAAAUGGCGACACCAUUUCCCCAGCUGGAGAUGCGCCUGCCAGGCCCAAGGUCAAAUCAGCUGCGGUCAAGAGAGAGAAGUCUUCUGAGUCCAAGUCAGCUCAUUCCUCUCCUAAGGUAGCCAGCAGUAGCACUGUUGAUGCUGUAAAGUCACAUGGCAGCAAAAGUAGUCCAAGCAAGAGUGUUUCAAAUAUACCACCACCACCAACGACUCUGCAUAAGAGUCCUCACUUCACACGCUUCUCAAAGAAAAAGGCGGCCUUAUCUUAG
Messenger RNA from Candidula unifasciata, 2502 nucleotides. Lineage: Eukaryota; Metazoa; Mollusca; Gastropoda; Stylommatophora; Geomitridae. The record is from the annotation of a GenBank genome assembly.